AUGAGCGCUGCGAGAACCUUCUGGGCUUUUGCUCAAGUUUGGUUCAACGAGUUUCCAGAUUGGAACACCAAGAGUGAUCAGCUUUCCUUAUGGACUUCAUCUUAUGGUGGUAUGUACGGACCACACUUCUUUUCCUAUUUCCAAGACCAAAACAAACUCAUCAAAAACGAAACACCAUCUCUCGAAAACACCACGACCCUCAACCUCGCAACCCUUGGGCUUGACGAACCCGGAAUAGACUACCGUGCAAUGGCAAGGGGGUACCCGAUGUUCGGCCACAAUAACACCUACGGAAUCCAGGUUUUGUCAGAAGAUGUGUAUGAGGAGCUCAUGACUAAUAUUGUGGCCCCUGAUGAAGGAUGCUACGCUCUCAUCGAUCGGUGCCGUGCGUUGGUGUCGGAAGGUGAUCCUGAGAGGUUUGGGACUAACGAGACUGUGAAUGAAGCGUGCGUGGAGGCGACAAACAUGUGCUUUGGAGUUAUCCAAGGCGCAUAUGGAGAACUAUCUGAUCGCUCCCCCUUCGACGUCACUGUUUCCAACGUUACAGUGCUCCCGUGGCAUUACAUGGACAACUACCCCAACCAGGCCUGGGUACAGCAAGAGCUCGGCGUACCUCUCAACUUCACCGCCGACUGGGGACUCAUCGCCAAAGUCUUUCUUGGGGAAACCGGCGAUAGUUAUGCCCUCUUGAGAACGAAAAUUGCGAACCACUAUAACUGUGUGAAGGAUUACAAGGGAGACUACAAUCUCUGCCUACGCCACGUCAUCCGGGACGCAUCCUUCACAUGCAACACGAGAGACCUCCUCGACUCGUAUCCGCAGCAGGCCUACGCCAUGAACUACGGCUUUCCCAAUGACAAAUUGGCCUAUCAUGUAAUUGAUCUAGUCCCGCUAUUCGUUAAUGUAGAUAUAUGGGGACAGAUCGCGACUAUGUUUGUGGUAGGGUUCAACUACUCUAUCCCAGCGGCAGCCGAAUGGGGACGACAACUGCGCACAACGGUCAUAACGCCCUACCUGCGAUACUUUUCGUCGUUCGCACGGUAUGGAAAUACUAAUGGUACUGGAGAUCGUGGAUGA
Fusarium falciforme is the source of this 1077-nucleotide messenger RNA. RefSeq lists its product as hypothetical. Bases 1 to 1077 code for a protein of 358 amino acids. Gene Ontology annotation, biological process: proteolysis. Lineage: Eukaryota; Fungi; Ascomycota; Sordariomycetes; Hypocreales; Nectriaceae. The record is from RefSeq and is a predicted model, not a curated record. Gene Ontology annotation, molecular function: serine-type carboxypeptidase activity. The transcript has 5 exons.